This is a messenger RNA of Lotus japonicus, 2876 nucleotides long. Its product is annotated as protein RRP6-like 2. The coding region runs from base 164 to 2335 and encodes 723 amino acids. The record is from RefSeq and is a predicted model, not a curated record. Gene Ontology annotation, molecular function: nucleotide binding; 3'-5'-RNA exonuclease activity; nucleic acid binding. Gene Ontology annotation, cellular component: nuclear exosome (RNase complex); nucleolus. Gene Ontology annotation, biological process: nuclear polyadenylation-dependent snRNA catabolic process; nuclear polyadenylation-dependent CUT catabolic process; histone mRNA catabolic process. The transcript is spliced from 14 exons. Lineage: Eukaryota; Viridiplantae; Streptophyta; Magnoliopsida; Fabales; Fabaceae.
AUAAACGUAUGUAUAUGUCACUCCACUCCCUCCCACAUUUCCUCUCACCAAAUUCUCAGAAACCAAAACACUGAUUAACGAGCGAAAGAGAGUUCCCAAUUUCCCCAUCAACCACCACCACCAAUGUUGCAAAAACCCUAACCCUAACAACCGUUCCACCACCAUGAGCCACGACGGCAGCGUCGAUCAUCACCUGGCGGAGCUUUCCACCUCCUCACACCGCAUUCCCUCCAACGACGACUUCCACUUCUACUACAAAUUCAACGAAUUCAAACGCCCGCUUGAAGAAAUCGCGAUGCGGACGCAGUCGAUGCUGACCAGAAUCGGCUCCUCCGAGCACAUAUGGGGCAGAGGCUCUGCGUUUCCCGGCGACAUUGACGACGCUUACGAGUGGGUUGUCAACGCCAACGACGACGUUUUGGAGCUUGUUGAGGAGAUUCUGGAUGAGUUUCGGAGGAUUAAGAAGGAGGAGGCGGAGGCUGAGAUUUGGGAAAAUGGGGUUGGGAGGAAGAAGAAGAGUAAAGGGGCGAGUUGUUUGGAAUUGGAGGGUCUUGACCUGGAAAAUGGAACUGGGUUGGAGUUGAAGGAUAAGGCGUCGAAGGUGUCGUUUCACGAACCGACGAUAAGUAAGCCCCAGUAUAGAUACAACCUUGAAGUUGAUAAUGCAAACAAGCCUUUUCAGCAUGUUUUGUUGGAGAAGAGUGAUGAUGGCCAGAGGUUUAUUCAUCCACUGGAGAAACUCUCGGUUUUGGAUUUUGUAGACAAAGAUCUUGAGAAUCUUGUACCAGUAAAGCCUCCCCCACUUGAAUGCACCCCUUUCAAGCUUGUGGAGGAUGUCAAAGGGUUGAAGGAGUUGGCUACUAAGCUGUAUUCAGUUAAUGAAUUUGCGGUGGAUUUGGAACAUAAUCAAUAUCGGUCUUUCCAAGGAUUGACCUGCUUGAUGCAAAUCUCAACCAGAACUGAAGAUUUUAUCGUAGAUACUCUGAAGCUCCGCAAUCAUGUUGGGCCGUAUCUGAGGGAAGUCUUCAAGGACCCCAAGAAGAAAAAGGUCCUGCAUGGAGCAAAUCGAGACAUUGUGUGGCUGCAACGGGACUUUGGCAUCUAUGUUUGUAAUAUGUUUGAUACUGGCCAGGCUUCUCGAGUGUUAAAAUUGGAGAGAUAUAGUCUGCAACAUCUUUUACAGCACUAUUGUGGGGUUACUGCAAACAAAGAAUACCAGAAUGCAGAUUGGAGAGUGCGCCCUCUUCCUGAUGUUAUGCUUAGAUAUGGAAGAGAAGAUACACACUAUCUGCUUUAUAUAUAUGAUUUAAUGAGGAUUGAGCUAUAUGCAUUGCCUAAGGAUUCUGAAAGUUCUGAUAAUCCUCUGUUGGAGGUAUACAAGCGCAGUUAUGAUAUCAGCAUGCAGCUAUAUGAGAAAGAGCUUUUGACAGAAGACUCGUACCUUCGUAUAAAAGGGUUGCUAGGGGCUGGUUUUAAUGCUCAGCAGCUUGCCAUUGUUUCAGGCCUUUGUGAAUGGCGCGACACUGUUGCUCGUGCAGAUGAUGAGAGUACUGGGUAUAUAUUGCCAAACAAAAUUAUUCUUGAAAUUGCUAAGCAGAUGCCUGUCAUUACAAGCAAUCUAAGGCGAUUGGUAGGAAAGUCAAGGCUCCCAUAUGCUGAGCGCAAUCUUGAUAUAAUUGUCAACAUUGUCAGACAUUCUAUGCAAAAUGCUACUGCCUUUGAAGAAGCUGCGCAACGUUUAAAAGAAGAACAUGCAGCGAAUGUGGCAAAAGCAGCAGCAGCAGCAGCAGCAGAAGCAGCUGUUAAGGAUGGAACUGAAGCUCCUGGAUCUCAUACGCCAAACUUGGAGGUUGAAUGUGCAGAAAAAGGAUGCAGUGGAAAUGAAAAUGCCAUCAGUGUUGAUAUCUCAGAGAUGUCUCUGAUUUCUUCUGACUUGGAAGAAUAUUUUGAGGAUGAAGAUCUACAGGGACAAGAAUUAAUUAAAUCUGAUUUUCUCACUUCAGAGCUCCCAUGCAGUAGUCUCACUGUUCUAAAGAAGAAUGGGAAGGAUGCAAAUGUUGGUGCACCCUCUACAGCAAAGGGUAAUGGAGCAAAUGGUCAGGUGCUAAAAAAGCCUAUGGGUGCUUUUGAUGCAACACUAAUGGGAAAUUCAGCUUCAGAAAGGAAGCUUGAUAAAAAGGGCAAGAAAAUCAAGCUAGAACAGAUUAGAUCAUCAGCCAAUCUUCCUUCCGGUUCAUUUUUGGGCAACAGUGAUAAGUCCACCUCCACCCGGAAUGGGACUGUAACCGUAGACUCCGAUUCAGACUUGGAGGAUAUGAUGCAGAAUAACCUAUAAAGCUCCGAUGAUCAUCACUCGGGUAAAAUUUUGGUAUGUCCACUUCAGUAAAUGUGGAUGAAGAUGUGCUAAUGUCGGUGUCAGAACCGCCAUUAAGCUUUUGAAAAUGCUGAGUCAUACAGUCACAAUAACAAAACUAGACAGAACAAGACAACUGAAGAGCACGACUUAUUGCAGCUGUCAUGUGAUUUUGAAGUGUCAAGGAAGGAACCAAUGUUAGCGUUGGAGAAGAUACAGAAAAUGCAUCUUCCCAGGUUGAUGGUCUUCCUAAGCCACAUGACUCAUUUGCAAGAAGAAAAGUUCAUCUGUAAAGCGUGAGGGACAGAGAACUGCCUUCACUGAAAAAUUGCAGCAUGGUAGCAGGAUAUGUCAGGCAUUUCCAGCUUGUGGAAAAUGAUGUGCAACUAUCCGGUAAAAAUGAAAAUAGAUUAGAUUUUGUGCUUUGUAAAAUAUUGUUAGAACACCUGAUGUAGCCUUUAUUAGUGUCUUUGAAUCCAAGUUAAGUGAAAUGAAGAUCUUCUAUGCUCCUUUUCUGCUCAAA